GUGAAUUUUUUUGGGGAAAACAAAAUUCAUAAACGCAAUUUGUUGAUUUUCGUAGGUGAUGGGGUUUUAUUGAUUCAACUUGGACAGUUUCCUAUGAAUGCAGCGUUGAAAAGCGGUUUGCUGGUGGUUCUGAGUGCUGGGCUGUGUGGAUUUGUCUUUCUCUCAGGGCGGAAGACUGAAGAGAAAGGAAAUAUGGCAAAACUCGUUGGAGUAGAUUUCGAAGUGUUUGGGAGAGUUCAAGGGGUUUUCUUCAGGAAGUACACUCAGAAAAAGGCCGAGGAGCUUUCUUUGAAAGGCUGGUGCAUGAAUACUGAUCAAAGUACAGUGACUGGAAGAGUUGAAGGUGAAAAAUCCAAAGUCGAAAUGAUGAAAGAUUGGCUUCGCAAAACUGGAAGUCCUCAGUCAGCCAUCGACAAAGCAGAGUUCAAGAACGAGCAGGAAAUAACAGAAAUUAGUUUUCCGAAUUUUUCCAUCAGGAGAUGAUUUAUUAUCUCCCUAACAAAUGAAUUUAUCUAUUUAUGUAUUUAAAUCUCUGUAGAGUAUUAAUAAAACCUGAAGUAUUUACAGACUUGUAAAAUCAUCGAGAAUAUCCUCUGAUAAUGGAAUAAAGUGUCAGUCAACUCAA
Diachasma alloeum is the source of this 625-nucleotide messenger RNA. Its product is annotated as acylphosphatase-2. The record is from RefSeq and is a predicted model, not a curated record. Bases 94 to 483 code for a protein of 129 amino acids. Gene Ontology annotation, molecular function: acylphosphatase activity. The transcript is spliced from 4 exons. NCBI's taxonomy places the organism in Eukaryota, Metazoa, Arthropoda, Insecta, Hymenoptera, Braconidae.